AGUGACGUUUGGCGCAAAGCAUGCUGGUCUCAGGCGGGCUCCGCUUGAUGCUACAUUCUCACUCGGCGUAGUUGCGGAUAACGUGGUGUUGCAAGGAGUUGUAACCGGUGUAUUUCCCCUUUGUCAGGAUCAGACAAAAGUUAAGUACCACUCGGCUCGAGGACCGCGUGGAGUACCGUGCGGCUGCAGACAGGACCGGAUCUAGCCAGCUGGCAACCAUGAGUGAAUGGACGAAGAAAGGCCCUUUAGAAUGGCAAGAUUACAUUUACAAAGAAGUCAGAGUGAUAGCCAGUGAGAAGAACGAGUAUAAAGGAUGGGUUUUAACUACAGACCCAGUCUCUGCCAAGUUUUUCCUUUGCAAAUUUGCUCUGAACUUACUUUUCUUCCAAAGUAUUGUCCUCGUGAACUUCCUUGAAGAUGGCAGCAUGUCUGUGACUGGAAUUAUGGGACAUGCUGUGCAGACUGUUGAAAUCGUGAGUGAAGGAGACCACAGAGUGAGAGAGAAGCUGAUGCAUUUGUUCACGUCUGGAGACUGCCAAGCUUACAGCCCUGAGGAUCUGGAGAAGCGGAAGAACAGCCUAAAGAAAUGGCUUGAGAAGAACCACAUCCCCAUCACCGAACAGGGAGAUUCACAAAGCACUCUCUGUGUGGCUGGAGUCCUGACUAUAGAACCACCAUAUGGUCCAGAAAAUUGCAGCAGCUCUAAUGAGAUUAUUCUGUCCCGUGUUCAGGAUCUUAUUCAAGGACAUCUUGCAGCUUCCCAGUGAGAGGCCAAGAACUGUGGACACACUGAUUGAAAUAAACUUCAUUUUUUUCCACUAUGAAAUGCUUUGAAUGUAAAUCCAUUAUAUUACAGGACUUCAAAGGCA
This is a messenger RNA of Oryctolagus cuniculus (rabbit), 869 nucleotides long. It is a transcript of the gene GEMIN6, whose product is annotated as gem nuclear organelle associated protein 6. Gene Ontology annotation, biological process: spliceosomal complex assembly; spliceosomal snRNP assembly. The record is from RefSeq and is a predicted model, not a curated record. Gene Ontology annotation, cellular component: nucleus; SMN complex. Lineage: Eukaryota; Metazoa; Chordata; Mammalia; Lagomorpha; Leporidae. Gene Ontology annotation, molecular function: RNA binding.